AUGGCUUCUAAGACGGCAUCUCGGAAGCCCCGUGUGAGCCGGGACACCGGCUUCCCGGAGCCAUUUGAUCAAUUCAGCAAUACUACUCUCCCUCACCCAGACGCCGACCUCUCGCCAAACGCUUGUAUAACACACGACGACCUGGUUGGCGACUAUGCUCUCAAGAGAAAACGAAUGUCAUUCCUAUCCCGAAACAAGAACAGGCGAACCCUCACCCAUGGAAGCCUGGGCGCGCAAAGCGGUCUCGUCAAUAGUGUCAUGUCCCUGUCGCUAUCCCGCUCCAGCAGCAGCAGCCUUCAAGUCGGUGAAGCAGCCCCUAAGUUGACGAGUCCUUCGACAGCCAGCUUCCAGUCCAAAAGCGGCAGCGAGAGCGCGGAAUCGACCAAGAAGGAAGAUGAGACACCGCCAUCAUCGCCCGACAGUAUGAGCCACAGCCCGAAGAAGUCGCAUCGGUUCAGCAAGUGGAGGCGCUCUCGAGGUGAAGACCGGGAUUGA
Trichoderma citrinoviride is the source of this 495-nucleotide messenger RNA. RefSeq lists its product as hypothetical. The coding region runs from base 1 to 495 and encodes 164 amino acids. The record is from RefSeq and is a predicted model, not a curated record. NCBI's taxonomy places the organism in Eukaryota, Fungi, Ascomycota, Sordariomycetes, Hypocreales, Hypocreaceae. The transcript is spliced from 2 exons.